AUGGGCUGGUGGCCGUUCUCGUCUGCCGCGGAAGAGCCGCCUCUGCCCACGCGCCAAGACCGCCAGGCGUGCUGGGACGCCCGCGACGCCUACUACGCGUGUCUGGACUCGGCGGGCGUGGUGCGGCCGGGAAGCGAGGGCCCGAAGGUGUGCAGGGCGGAGAACCGGGUGUAUGAAAGGAGUUGUGCGCAGAGCUGGGUGAGCGUUUACCAGCCGUUUUGGGGCGGACGGCUGGCUGAUCACGGAAUUUGGCAGGUCAAGUAUUUCAAUGAGCGGCGCAGACUAGCGUUUGCCCAGAAGGACAUGAUUGCGCAGGCCAACGCCCAGAAUGCAGCGGCAGCUGCCAGCGGUAGCGCUAAGAGGUGA
Molecule: messenger RNA, 366 nt
Organism: Mycena indigotica
Lineage: Eukaryota; Fungi; Basidiomycota; Agaricomycetes; Agaricales; Mycenaceae
Exons: 1
Coding region: 1-366 (121 amino acids)
Cellular component (GO): respiratory chain complex IV; mitochondrion
Source: RefSeq, a predicted model, not a curated record